Rhineura floridana is the source of this 2229-nucleotide messenger RNA. RefSeq names its product vomeronasal type-2 receptor 26-like. Gene Ontology annotation, biological process: G protein-coupled receptor signaling pathway. Gene Ontology annotation, molecular function: G protein-coupled receptor activity. Gene Ontology annotation, cellular component: membrane. Bases 1 to 2229 code for a protein of 742 amino acids. The transcript is spliced from 5 exons. The record is from RefSeq and is a predicted model, not a curated record. NCBI's taxonomy places the organism in Eukaryota, Metazoa, Chordata, Lepidosauria, Squamata, Rhineuridae.
AUGGUGAAAAAAUACCAGCAUGUCCUGUCAUUGGCAUUUGCUGUGAAAGAGAUAAAUGAGAACCACAAGAUCUUACCCAACAUCACCUUGGGGUUCCAUGUCUAUGACAGUCACUUUGAUGCACAGGUUACCUACUGCAUAUAUGCUCCAGCAGUGAAUGAUGUAACUCAUCAUUUCCCCCUAUAUCGCAUGGUCCCCAAUGAAGAACAUCAGUACACUGGAAUUGUCAAGGUGCUUCUUCAUUUUCAGUGGAAGUGGGUUGGGAUCAUGGCCAUGGAUGAUGAUAAAGGAGAAAAGUUUGUCCAGAUGAUGAAACACAUGUUUGCUCAGAAUGGUAUCUGUACAGGCUUCACUGAAAGAAUGCCAAUCCAGAGCAACAUUUUAGGUGUUCUUAACUUCCACGACAUGUUUAUAAAUAUGACAACAUUGCUAAGCAAGACAAGUGUCAAUGUAUGCAUCGUAAGCGCUGACACUCAUAUGAUACUAGAUUUACAGGUGGUCCUGAACCUGGGUGUUGAGAACAUGUUGCCUAUUAACAAGGUGUGGAUAAUGACAGCUCACUGGGAUUUUUCAGUCCACCCAUUCCUUAAAAAACUGGACAUUCAGGUCUUCCAUGGCACCUUAUCCUUUGAGGUUCACUCCAAUGAGGUGCAGGGGUUCCAGAAUUUCCUUCGGAGACAUGACUCUGAUAGUGAUGGCUUUAUCAGGAUCUUCUGGGAACAAGCAUUCAGCUGCUUAUUUCCAGGUGCUGAUAUCGGUGAGGAGACCAGUGAAAGUUGCAAUGGAAAGGAGAAGUUAGAGAGCCUUCCUGGACCUUUCUUUGAAAUGAGUAUGACAAGUCAAAGCUACAGCAUCUAUAAUACUGUCUAUGUUGUGGCACACGCUUUGCAUGCUCUUUAUUCAUCCAGAAAGAGACAUGGAACAAUGGUGGGUGGAGAUCAUCUGGAGGCUUCUAAGUCACAACAUUUCAAGCUUUAUCCUUUUUUGAGGAGUGUCUCAUUUAACAACAGUGCUGGAGACAAGGUCUCUUUUGAUGAGAAGGGUGGAUUGUUAGCUGGAUUUGAUAUUAUCAAUUGGGUAACUUUCUCAAACCAGUCCUUCCUAAAAGUGAACGUAGGGAGAAUGGACCCUCAGUCGCCGCUGGGCAAACAGUUCUUCAUUAAUAAAGGAACCAUUUCAUGGCACAGCCAAUUUAAACAGGCUGUGCCUCUUGCCUUGUGUAAUGACCCCUGCUACCCAGGCUCCAGCAGAAAAAGGAAGGAAGGGGAGCCAUUUUGUUGCUAUGAUUGUGCUCCAUGUCCAGAAGGGAAGAUUUCAAAUGAGAGAGAUAUGAAUGAUUGCUUCCACUGUCCAGAAGAUGGGUAUGCCAACAAGGAGAGAAACCAGUGCCUUCUGAAGGGUCAAAACUUCCUGUCUUAUGAUGAACCUUUGGGAAUCAGUAUGACUGUUUUGGCUCUGGCUCUUUCUGCAGCAACAGCUUUAGUUCUUGGAAUCUUCAUCAAGCACCGGAACACUCCCAUUGUCAAAGCCAACAACCGGAACCUCAGCUAUGCUCUGCUCAUCUCCCUCCUGCUCUGCUUCCUCUGCUCCUUGCUAUUCAUUGGCCGGCCCCAGUUUCUGACUUGUCAUUUGCGACAAACUGCUUUUGGUAUCAUCUUCUCAGUGGCUGUUUCUUCGGUCUUGGCAAAAACCCUCACUGUGGUUCUGGCUUUCAUAGCCACUAAGCCAGGGUCCAAGAUGAGGAAAUGGGUGGGGAAAAGGGUUUCAAACUCUGUAAUCUUCUGUUGUUCUUUUAUCCAAGCAAGCAUUUGCAUGGUCUGGUUAUGUACAGACCCUCCAUUCCCAGAUUUGGACAUGCACUCUCUGCCUGAAGAAAUCGUAGUGGAAUGCAAUGAAGGAUCAGCCAAUAUGCUCUACUAUGUUCUUGGUUACAUGGGAUUUUUGGCUCUUGUCAGCUUCAUUGUGGCUUUCUUUGCUCGGAAAUUGCCAGACACAUUUAAUGAAGCCAAAUUUAUCACUUUCAGCAUGUUGGUGUUUUGCAGUGUGUGGAUGUCUUUUGUACCAACUUAUCUGAGCACCAAAGGGAAAUACAUGGUGGCUGUGGAGAUCUUCUCCAUCUUGGCCUCCAGUGCUGGGAUACUGGGUUGCAUAUUCUUCCCUAAAUGUUAUAUAAUUGUCCUGAGGCCUGAACUGAACAGUAAAAAUCAGCUAAAAAAGAGAAAUAAAUGA